Triticum aestivum (bread wheat) is the source of this 1935-nucleotide messenger RNA. RefSeq names its product LEAF RUST 10 DISEASE-RESISTANCE proteinUS RECEPTOR-LIKE PROTEIN KINASE-like 2.1. The record is from RefSeq and is a predicted model, not a curated record. The transcript is spliced from 3 exons. Gene Ontology annotation, biological process: protein phosphorylation. Gene Ontology annotation, molecular function: protein kinase activity; ATP binding; polysaccharide binding. The coding region runs from base 53 to 1897 and encodes 614 amino acids. NCBI's taxonomy places the organism in Eukaryota, Viridiplantae, Streptophyta, Magnoliopsida, Poales, Poaceae.
CGGCGCGACUCCUCCCAACCCCCACCCGCCCUCUCUCAUCCACACCGCCGCGAUGCCUCCCCUGCUCCUCCUCCUCGCCGUCCUACUCCUCUUCGCCGCGGCCAACGGGUACCCACCCACCUGCGGCAACGCCACCUGCGGCGGCCUGACCAUCGCCUACCCGUUCUGGCUCAACUCGUCCUCGGCCGCCAGCUGCGGCUACCGCGGCCUCGGCCUUGCCUGCGAGGACAACACCACCCUGAUCCUCCCCGCCCAGUCCCACCACCGGUACAUAGUCUCGGGCAUCGACUAUGACACGCACUCGGUCUUCCUCGUCGACGACGUCGAGGCCGAAGCCCUCAACGCAACCAGCUGCCCGCACCUCCACUUCAACUUCACCAUCGACGCCGGCUCGGCGCUGCAGCUCACGCACUCGGACUCCAACAUCACCUUCUUCUACAACUGCAACAAGAACGCCUCAUGGCCCUCCGCCGCGGAAUUGACCGGCUGUUCAGAUUACAACAAGAGUUCGUACGUGUCAACCGGCGAUGAUGGUUACACGGGCGAGGCGUACGAGUACGGGUGCGAGGCGGCGGUGGUGGCGCCGGUGCUGGACGCUCAUAAGAAGGCCAUGAUGGAGGCGCCUCCUGCGUCAAGGUACGUUGAGGUGCUGAAGGGCGGGUUCGAGCUGAACUACAGCCCGCACUCAGAGCAGUGCGGCGCAUGCGAGCGCUCCGGCGGGUGGUGCGGCUACCGGCACAAUCAGACGCACGGCGGGGUGGGGUUCGUCUGCUACUGCGAUGGCGGGCCCACAACGGAUCAGUGCGGUAGCGGGCAUGGAUACUCAAAGACGGGAAUAAAAAAGUAUACAAUAGCAGGCAGCUCAGGCAUACUUAUGCUAUGUCUGCUUCUCUUUGCAUUCUGGUUGGGCUACAAGAAGUACGGAUCCAAAGGGAAAUCAAAGGAGACAGCAAGGAUUGAGUCCUUCCUACAGAAGAAUGGAACGGUCCAUCCGAAAAGAUACACUUAUGCACAAGUGAAAAGAAUGACGAGAUCCUUUGCUGAAAAGCUAGGUCAAGGUGGAUUUGGUGCUGUUUACAGAGGCGACCUCUCUGAUGGUCGUCAGAUAGCAGUCAAGAUGCUAAAGGACUUCAAGACUGAUGGUGAGGAUUUCAUCAAUGAGUUAGCUAGCAUUAGUAGAACUUCUCAUGUCAACGUUGUUACUCUCUUGGGAUUUUGCUUGGAAGGAUCCAAAAGGGCACUAAUUUAUGACUACAUGCCUAAUGGUUCACUUGAAAGGUAUGAUUUCAAAGAUAGCUCUGAAGGUCGAAAUACUUUAGGUUGGGAGAAAUUAUUUGAAAUAGCAGUGGGAAUUGCUCGAGGACUCGAAUAUCUGCAUAGAGGAUGCAAUACUCGCAUUGUGCACUUUGAUAUCAAACCCCACAACAUUCUAUUGGAUCAUAACUUCUGCCCAAAGAUCUCUGAUUUCGGACUGGCCAAGCUGUGCCUCAAUAAAGAAAGUGUCAUCUCCAUUGGUGGUGCAAGAGGAACAAUAGGCUAUAUUGCCCCGGAGGUUUAUUCAAAGCAAUUUGGAGCAGUAAGUAGCAAGUCUGAUGUGUACAGCUAUGGAAUGAUGGUUCUUGAGAUGGUUGGGGCAAGGGGUAAGAAUAUCAGUCCAAAUACUGAAUCUAGCAGCCAAUAUUUCCCACAAUGGAUUUAUGAACACUUGGAUGAAUACUGUAUCAGUGCUUCUGAGAUUGAUGGAGAGAUCACCGAGGUUGUAAGGAAGAUGAUAGUGGUUGGGCUGUGGUGCAUUCAGUUAAGUUCUACAGAUCGUCCAACAAUGACUAGAGUCAUCGAGAUGCUUGAAGGGAGCACAACCGGCCUUGAAUUGCCACCAAAAAUGCUCUUGAGUUGAUAGGGUUUAUACUGUUCUCGCACACUUAGCUCCAGUGU